Molecule: messenger RNA, 3359 nt
Organism: Clunio marinus
Lineage: Eukaryota; Metazoa; Arthropoda; Insecta; Diptera; Chironomidae
Source: the annotation of a GenBank genome assembly
UUUGAAAUCCACAUUCGUACUUCUAGUAAUGAAAGUUUAAUAUCAAUUAACAUUAUUCAAUCAUUCUAUAAUAUUUUUAAUGUUACAAAGUAAUGAUUAUUAUAAGCAGUAGUAAUUAAAUUAACUCCGACUAAACAUGAUGGAGUCAGAAAGUUCUGAACAGCAAGACGAUGACAUGUUUGAAGAUGCUCGUGAAAAUGUUUCCGAUUCUUAUGAGUCGACAUCAAUUUCAUCCCGUCCAAUGGAUCUCAACCAAGCUCUGCUUGAAUCAAAAGUGGCGAUUGAUUAUUUUUUCAACAAUAAAUUUGAAGAAGCUCGUCAAUUGAUGAGAACUAAUUCGGACAGCUCAAUUUAUCAUGCUGUGGGUCACAGCGUAUUUCUAUUUCUAGAAGCUAUUUUAACAUUUGAACAACAGCAUAUAGAAUCAGCUGUAGUUGCAAUCAAACAAUCUAUUGAAAUUUGUAACAAAUACCGCAGGAAAACUACAAUGUCAGAAUAUAUUGGAAAGCCUUUCAGAAAAGCUAAAUUCGAAUCAUUUACUGAAAUUGAAGCUCAUGCCGAACUAUGCUCAGCCGAAGCUUUACUUUUAAAAGCUCUUUUAACUUUCAUUGAAGAUGAAAGCUUUUCGAGCAUGAUCAAAGGCGGGAUAAAGAUUAAAGCUUGUUUCAACAGUUACAAUAAUCAAGAAGGCGAUCUGGUAUUGUGUGAGCAGAUGUUAAAGGAACAACUAGAUCUUUUUCCUAACGGUGUCUGGUUUCUUUUCUUUAAAGGACGCCUUGAAUUUAUGAAAGGAAAUUUAGAUGAAGCCUUGUUGUGGUAUAAUAGAUCAUUGAAUUCCCAAAAUACUUGGAUCCAAUUCCAUCAUAUUUGUUUUUGGGAAAUGCUAUGGGUGCACACCUUGAAAUUGAAUUGGAGAAAAGCAAGUUUCUUUGCAAACUCUCUUGUUAAGUGCAGCAAAUGGUCAAGAACAAUGUACUCAUACCAGGAAGCGAGCUUAUUGUGUAUGAUUGAUGAAAAGGAAUUAACCGCUAUGGAAAAAACAGCAAUUGAAAAGUUAUUACACGAAGUUCCAAAACAUAAGCAACGAAUUGCUGGAAAAUCUUUACCAAUGGAAAAAUUCGCCUGCAAACGUGCAGAGCGAUAUUUUUUAACUGGAAGAUUAAUUAUACCAGCUAUUGAAUUAAUGUUUCUAUGGAAUUUUUUCAAAAUAUGCGGCAAACAUUUUCAUGUUGCAGAUGGAAUAUUGAAGAUCAUUGAAAAAACUUUGAAAAGCAUUGAACAACGUGCAGAUGAUUACGUAACUGACAACACAGCUUUACUGUUACUUCUUAAGGGAUCUUGUUUACGACAUAUGAACAACCCACUUCAAGCUUUAAACCUUGUUUUAUUUGAUUUGGUGACAAAUUUCACGAAAAUGAUAAGACUGCUUUUAGUCGCAGCUGUGCUGACAACAGCGUCAUGUCAAUUUCAACCAAUUGUAACCACAUCGAGUGGUCAACUGAGAGGUUCGAGAGUGUUUAUAGGUCUUUUCGACUCCUACUUCUCUUUCAAAGGCAUUCCAUAUGCUCAACCACCUGUUGGCGAGUUAAGAUUCAGAAAUCCGGUACCAGUUGUACCAUGGACUGGUGUAAGAGAUGCUUCAAAUCAUGGAGAUUUCUGUCCAAAUGGUGAAGUCUUUGGCAACUCAAUAGGACAUGAAGAUUGCUUAUUUUUGAAUGUCUACACUCCAAAUUUGAACGGAAAUUUACCAGUGAUGAUGUGGAUUCAUGGCGGAGCUUUUAUUAUCGGAGAUGGCAAUACAUUGGUUUAUGGACCUGAUUUAUUAGUUGAGGAAGAUGUUAUCGUCGUCACAUUGAAUUACCGACUAGCGGCGUUAGGAUUUUUGAACACUGGAGAUAAAAAUGCACAAGGAAAUUAUGGAUUAAAAGAUAUCGUACUUGCAAUUAAGUGGGUGAGAGAUAACAUCGGAGCCUUUGGCGGUGAUCCCGAACAAAUAACGUUGUUUGGACAAAGUGCUGGAUCUGUCUCUAUAAAUAUGUUAUUGUUAUCUGAAAUGUCACGAGGACUAUUUAAACAAGGAAUAAUGCAAAGUGGAACAGCCUUAGCUCCAUUCACACUACGAAAUAAUGGAGUUGAUUUAGCUGAACAAAUUGGAAAUAAAUUAGGUCUCACAUUCGAUUCGACCGAAAGUUUAAUGACCCAACUGAGACAAGUUCCAUAUCAAGACAUUCUUUCUGCAUCACGUAAUAUUGUGGGAAUGGAUAAACCUCUUGGAUUGCGUCCAUUUGAUUUUGUUCCGUGUGUAGAACCAGAAGAUUCUUUGGAAGAAAGAUUUCUUACUGAUGAUCCCAUCAAUAUUUUAAUUAGUCAAAAUUAUGAGACUGUGCCACUUAUGAUCGGAACAACAAGUAACGAAGGAUUGUUGCAGGUUCGAGAAUCUCUCAUUGAUUCAGAUGUGUUUCAAAGAUACAAUGAAAAUCCCGAUUUCUUCGUUCCUUUGUCAUACAAAUUAGACAAAGAUUCACCUGAAACUAUUGAAGUUGCCGAUGAAUUUAAAAAUAUUUAUUUCAACAAUGAACCGUUGUCAAACAGCAACCUUGUGGGGUGGGCAAAAUUCCAUACCGAUGCACAAUUUAAAUUCCCGACAGAUCGGACACUGCAAUAUUUUAUGCAAACUUCCACUCAUCCAAUCUAUUAUUACGAAUUCAGUUACUCGGGAACGUUGAACUUUUUAAAGCAAUUGUUGUUUUUGUUUGAUUAUGAUGGAGCAUGUCAUGCUGAUGACAUGUUUUAUCUCUUCAAACCGAGUUUUCCUAUUCCAAUGUUUCCUUGGGAUCAAGCGAUACAAGUUCGAAGACGUCAAGUAAGAUUAUGGGCUAAUUUUGCGAAGUUUGGAAAUCCAACACCAACUACGGAUAAUCUUGUGAAUACUAUUUGGCCAGUUUAUGAUGAAGCAAGUAAAGCGUAUUUAGAAAUGGGCAAGGACUUGUCAAUUAAAUAUGAUCAGCCAAGAUUGAAGCCAUGGCAUGACUAUCAAAUGAGAUUCACUGGUCAUAUCUAAUGAUUUUCAAUCAUCAGAUUGAAAAGUUUUACGAAACUUUCUUAGCCAAUGAUAUUUUAAUGGCGAUCGUUAUCGACUAUCUAACAUUUUUAUUAUUUUUUUGUUGUACAAUUUUUAAUUACUGCAUUUAAGCAAUUUACUCAAUUAUUAUUCUGAAAUUAUUUGAAAAUCUCAAAAACCUUUUUUAAGAUUUAAUUCUAAAUUUUUGUAUCUAUUUAAAUUCAAUUUCAAAGCCCUGGCAAAACUUAAAAAAUUUGUCAUAAUUUUAUGAAAAUAAAGCUUCAUUAGAUAUUUGAAA